CUUCACGUGGCUUUCUUGUGCCCUUGUUCGGACCUAAAGACACCUUGAAAGGAAACAGUAAACUCUAUGAAGGAAAGUGAGAUUUCACCAUUUGUGUAAGGACUUGGAGAGAAACCCAGCUGGGAAGAUCAGCAGAGUCAUCUCGGGGGUGCUGUUUAAACAGCUGUCAGAAGAAGGUACAAUUAUGAGUUCGGCCAAUUUUUCCAGCAUGGAAGAAAUCUCUUUAGACGAUGUGGACAAAAGCAGCAUGGAAUAUAAGAUGCUGAUGGUCUAUGUCCAACGCCGGCUGCCUGCUAGCAAAUACGGCCAACUUCUAGAAAGGGAAGCCAAGGGCCAGGAGGGUUCAUCUCCGAUCAGACUGGAGGGACCAGAAGCCACCCCGGUAGAACGAGGGAAAGCACCCCAGGACUUGCCUCCUGGAGAUUCCAAAUGCCCGUCUAGAAAGAAAAGCCAAAAGAAGAAGAGAAGAUCCAACUUGAAACGCCUUUUCUUGCCUUCCUGUCUUCGGGGGCAGCCUGGAGAGGAUCCCAGGAAGAGUGAAGUGAAUGGGAAGCAGCCACCGCCAUUUCGUGGUCAAGGGGAUUCUGGCAUCACUCGUGUGGCCGACAAGCUUGCUGAGCUAGUUGAUCAUUCCAGGUUCAACGCUGGAGGGAUAGAAUUCAGAGGAUUAGACCGUACUGUGAGCCUCGAGGAAGAUGGCAGAACGGCCUCCAAAAUGGCGUGCCAAGGUCCUGAGGAUGAUGGAAAAGACCAUGAAGAAAAGAUUAUUGACACCAUCGUUGCCUUGUUAAGAAAAUCAGGAGAUGAGCUGGAGGCACAGAUGCAAAAGGACAAGACCUUCUGUUCGAGCUUCUGGGAUUUGAUGUCCUACUCGUUCUUCAGGAGAAUUGCCAAUCAGUUCUUGAAGGAAAUUCCUGUGGACCCUGUAAGAGACUCGGAGGACCACGUGCAGAGUACUAGAGCAGCUUACGUGAUGGAAGUCACAACCCGGCUGACGGCUGUCGACAACCAUCCCAUGAAUCUUGUGCUGGGCUUUGGAACGAAGUACCUCAGAGAAAACUUCAAGCCUUGGGUCUGCAGCCAUGGAGGAUGGGAAAAAGCGUUGGGAUUAUUGGAUCAAGAUGAAGUGGAAUAAUGAAAGACUGUGCGUUUCAGGAGAUGGUUCUGAAUCUGGAAUUGCCCGUUUAGUGAAGAAGAAAGAGAAGAAUACAACUUUGGGGGCGAAUCACCUCAAAGUGUGUUUGGUACCUCUUACGUAGCUUUCUACCCUCCUAAGCUGGAUUUAGGAGGGUGUAACUCUGCUUAUGAUGGUACAUUUUUGGUAUAUGGCUUCUUGGAACUGAGGAGUUGCUCAAUGCAUUCCUAGUGAAACUGGGUACGCUUCUCUUCAGAAGAGGGGAACAUAUUUUGCUGUGACAUCCCAGUUUUUGAUUUGACGUGUAUUUUGGGGAAAGGAGAGAAGCCCUCAUUUGCCUCAUAUGUGUUUAUAAAGAAAAUAGCCAAGAGAAAUUAAAAAGCUGAAGACUGGAGGAGGAGGGCAGACAUGUCAGUUCUGACAUGGGGCUUUGUAUAGGGGCACGAUUUCAGCAGCUGGGUUUGCCCCAGUAGCCUUCAGAGAAUGGGGAGAGUCAACUAGUUCAGAUCUUGCUGAGUCUUACUUCAGACCAAGUGGACAAGCAGCAUGCUGGGAUUAAAGACCACAGAGGAUUUUCUUGAGUUGUCUUGCCCUGUUUAUUCUCCCCUUCAGACAAAGUUCUGCAUGCAGGAACACAUUUACAGAGAGGAGUGUUUGGAGGUAGGAAAUACCUUACCUGCAUCCUGGUGGGACAAUCCAGCAGGCGCUCCAAGUCCUAUCAUCCAAGAAAGGGCAGUGUCACGGAAAAGGAUGAAACCUAGCUAUGGAAAAGCAUAAGAUCGUGAAAACACUGCAAUUAAAUACAGAAUGUAAACCAGUAAUGGGGAAGGUUAAGAGGGUCAGAAGCAAGCCCUUUCUGAAAUUUUGUCAAAGGGCUCUCGAGUUAGUUGCCAGAAUUAUCUGCGCCUGUUGUUGCUCAUCUCAUACUUGAAACGUUUAUUAGUGAUUCAAAGACUGGACAUGCCAAACAGUCAAAGGCCCUCACCCUUUUCCCUUUUCCAAAAUGGUGGCGUUGUAAAGUCAUCUAUGUUAGGGACGGCAAAUGGACACCUCUGGUCAAAGCCAAGACCAGUACGGGAUUGCCACAUGCAUUUCCAACUCGGUCAUGCCAAAACAAGGGGGAGCUAUGGAAACUGCCAUAUCCAUGGUACAAGGACCUGCAGGCAGGUCUCCUCGGGAGGUCAGAAUAUAUCUUCGACCUCUUCCACUCUGCUUUACUCCACUUUGUGGUCUUCCAGGCAUGCCUGUUGCCCACCCCUUUCAGGGUUUAUUAAGGUUGUCCUGACUGACCAGCAAUUGUGGGUAAAGGUGUAAACGUGUCAAAACUGAGAGACGCUGAUUACGUUCCAGGAUCAGGUCCACCAGCCAUGAAAGAGGCUGCCGUCUCUGCAGUUUCCGUCUACCUAACGACUUGAUUGGCCAGGGGAGUGCAACUUUGCUCUGCGUCUACUGAUGACGGAGGGUGCUAAAAACUUCUCACGCCUUAUAACAGUGCAACCAAGAGCACUUCCUUUGAAAAACAGGGCUCAGCAGAGCCUGCUGCGAUGUCACUGAAAUGCAUCUGAAUUUUUUAAAAACAGGAGCGAGUCAGUCAAGUGCAGCUGAUCACAUGUACCUUGGUCAAUAAGCUGGGUUCUGGUCAGGAGCAGACGGCAUCGUGUUCUCUUGACUUUGGUCAGAAAGUGGAUGGCAAGGGCAAGAACCCUUUUUCUACAGCUUUUGCACCGAGGCAGGAUGUGAGGAGUCCCUGCCAAACACACUGCGGCUCCAGGGAGGGUGGUAAGCGUCAGCCGUCCCCAAAGACCCAGCUGUUUCUCAUUUCCCUCCCUCUGUGUUCCUGGGUGGGGAUGAGAGAGAUUUCCUUCAUCAGGAGCCAGUACAGAAAACCACUAGCCAAGAAAGCUGACUUGUGUUGGGAGGCCUGCUUUUAAUUUGAGUUCGACUCACGUCAUGAGUUAGUGAAAUCCUACAAUUGCUUGCUUUCCAGAAAGUGGGAAAGUAACUCUGGUUGACAGUAAGCAAGACACAUUAACCUUGGGACCCGCUAAUCUCACUGGAUUUUAUUGGCUUCUGCUUGCAGGUGAGCAUGGGAAACAGCGAAAGGCAAUCGGUCUCGAGGCGGUCAUCAGCAAUCGGAGGAGACAGGCUUAAUUCUGCCCCGUUUUUUUCAUUUAUUCCUGCCAAAUUAGUUCCAAAACUGAUUCCAGGUUAAGCUGCCUGCAGUUCUCUCCAAGUUUGUUAUAUGAAAAGAAAUACUUUUUCUUUUUAAGGGCUGAAGUUUUUCAGACCUUACAACUCAGGGCAAAUGUCUACCAUCUCUCAAUUUAUGGCUGUCCCCUGUGAAAUGGGAGGCCAGAAUUUCUUGCAGGGGUGAAGAAUAGAUCCAUGAAUUGAAGGGUGGGGAAGCUGUUGUGCUACAGCAGCUCGGUUGAACAAAGUGGUCGCCAUUUUCAUUGGACUGAAUGUACAGUUUGACAAUCUUUACUUUUGGCAAAUGUAAUAAAAGGAGAAAAAAACAGAAGUUACUAAGGACUCGUUUCAGUGCA
This is a messenger RNA of Sphaerodactylus townsendi, 3681 nucleotides long. It is a transcript of the gene BCL2L14, whose product is annotated as BCL2 like 14. Lineage: Eukaryota; Metazoa; Chordata; Lepidosauria; Squamata; Sphaerodactylidae. The transcript is spliced from 6 exons. Bases 185 to 1135 code for a protein of 316 amino acids. The record is from RefSeq and is a predicted model, not a curated record. Gene Ontology annotation, biological process: regulation of apoptotic process.